GUCGGAAUAUAUCCGGGAGCAUAGUCGAAGCUAGACGAUCUACCAUAAUGGACCAGCCGUAUCAGCUCGACAAACUUCGGUGCCUUGACAGCCGCUCCUUGACAACCGCGGCUCAUCCCGAGACGGGUGCUACCAGCCACAAACACAAACUGCUAGUGUGGUGGGGUAGUCUCAGCUGCAGUACUCGCUCAGUGCACGCGGGAGGGACUUUCAGGGCCCACGGAACCUUCCUCGGGGAUCCCCACGAGCCAGGCCCGGCUCUGCGGACGGGGAUGCUGGCCGGCCCCUAAGUCCGAGUCCGGUUUCACCUACGGGCUUCGAUAAGAUAGACUGGAACCCGGAGUCUACAUAAGACUCCAUUCCUGCUGGCCGUUCCCAUUUUUUGCAGCUUCCAUACGCUAUCACCACGCCGCACAGCGACUUGACGAUCUGCCAACGGCCACUCCCGCAUCCGCAACCCCCCAGCUCCGGACCUCCCUCCGAAAUGGCGCCCAACCUCGAGGCCGGCGCCCUGUUCAGCGUCAAGGGCAUGGUGGCCGUCAUUACCGGCGGUGGCUCUGGCAUCGGCCUCGUCAUGUCGCAGGCCCUUGCUGCCAACGGCGCGGCAAAGGUGUACAUCCUCGGGCGGCGCCUCGACGUGCUGGAAGAGGCGGCCGCGGCGACGUCACCAGCAAACGUGUUGGUGCCCGUGCGGUGCGACGUAACGUCCAAGGAGUCGCUGCAGGCGGCCGUCGACACCAUCACGCGCGAGACGGGCUUCGUGAACCUGCUGCUGGUCAACUCGGGCGUCAUCGGGCCGCUCAACGGCUACCAGGCAGUGAGGACGACGACGAUUUCGGACCUACGCCGGGCCGUGUUCACCGACAUGGACGCGGCCGCCAUGACAGAGACGAUGCACGUCAACGUCACGGGUGCCUUCUUCACCAUGGCCGCCUUCCUCGAGCUGCUCGACGCGGGCAACAAGCACGCCGUGGCCGGGGCCGGGUUCGACGCCCCCGUCAACGACGCCCAGGCCCGCGCCGGCGUCCCGUCGGUCCAGAGCCAGGUCGUAUACACGAGCAGCAUCUCGGGCUAUAGCCGCGACGGCCUCACGUCGCCGCCGGCCUACGCCAGCUCCAAGGCCGCCGUGCUACACCUCACUAAGCUCAGCAGCUCGAGUCUUGCAAAGUUUGGUAUCCGCGUGAACGCCAUAGCUCCAGGCCUCUUCCCAUCUGAGAUGGCCAAGGGCAUCAUUGGGAACCGCACGCCAGAGACAGAGGAGCUCACCGACCAGAAGUUCAUCCCCGCGCGGCGCUUCGGCACCGAGGAGGACAUGGCCGGCACCAUCUUGUAUCUCGCCAGCCGCGCUGGUGGGUUCUGCAACGGCACCCUGCUAGUCAUGGACGGCGGGCGGCUGUCGCAGACGCCCUCGGCUGUUUAGUCUGGGCGCUAGUGAUUUCCAGCAGGUUAGAAAUACGACUAGAAUGUCUCUCGGUUUUAGGGGCAGGAUGUUGUUCGUCGGUUUCAGGGGCAGGAAGUUGUUCGUACUGGAAGGAAAGCUUCGAAAUAUUGUCAUGAAUAUGAUGGACAACAGUAGGCAGAAACCAUUCUGAUACCGAGUAGACUUCUGUUGUUAAUACCUCUCCACUGAAUGGAGGGUUUCGUGG
Lasiosphaeria miniovina is the source of this 1646-nucleotide messenger RNA. RefSeq lists its product as uncharacterized. The transcript is spliced from 3 exons. Bases 485 to 1420 code for a protein of 311 amino acids. NCBI's taxonomy places the organism in Eukaryota, Fungi, Ascomycota, Sordariomycetes, Sordariales, Lasiosphaeriaceae. The record is from RefSeq and is a predicted model, not a curated record.